AGGCGUAAAAGUCAGCAGAAACCGACUGAAACUGAAGUUUAUUAACAAAACAAAAAUGUAUUCUCCUCGAAAAAAAGCACACCGUCCAGCAGUCUCUUUUCGGGAGUUUAGUAAGCUAAUUAAGAACCUGCCGGACAUUGCAUUCGACGUGCAAAGCGACCAAGCUGAGGAAGGAUCUUACAAAACGCUGGACGAGUGCGCCCAGUGGUACUACGAAGCCUUCUACAAGGAUCCCAGUGUACGAAAGCGGUACAAGUUCCAGGUGCGCGCUUGUGCCAAGGUAAAGAAGGAUAAGUUGCUCAGUCUGCCCGAGGCAGAAGUAGAUGGGACGCCCGAAGAGAGUGAGCAUGAAUCGGCUGAUGAUGUUGCAGUCAAAGUGGACAAAAUGGGAAUGUUCAUGUUUCCCGUAACCUUCGAAAACUUUGCAAAGUACGCGGACAGGGAUAUGAUAUGCAAGCUCACGACACAGAAGGAAACAAGCACGGAAGACAUCCAGUCCGAUAGCAAACAGAAAAGAAAUCAGUUGCAGAAAUUCUACAACUCAUUCUACAUGUUUCCAGAAGAGCGAAAGUCCACCAAUAUAUUCCCUGAGGCACCGCCUGCACUUUUAGUGAAGUUGCUAAGACCUGGCUAUCCCGUAGAUGAAGCAACAGGCAGACGUUUAGCAGAGCAUAAAAAAACGGGUCCAACAAUCCAAGAGAACGAGAGGCAGCGGGAGCCUGAAGCUCCUGAAGGUCCUGAAGCAACCAGCGACUUUCCCAUUGUGAGCUUCCAAGUAUUCGAGAAACAUUUGGCGAACCUGUACGAUAUUGUGUGGCAGCUGAAGCUCAACGAUCCCGAGUAUGUGGUCAAGGAUUUUGAGGAGGGGGCCUAUUGCUAUUACUUGGCAUUUUAUCUAACGCCGGAGAUUCGUGACAGAUACAAGUACAUCCUAAAGCCGUGUACGUCGGAUCUGAGUGCCCGCCUACUUGCCAUACCCAGCCGCGAGGAAGCCGAAAAGCUCAGGCGAAAUUUGCCAGAGUUGAUUAAACCAUCGCCAGAUCUGGAGCGACCCAAAAGUCCCGAUUUGGUCACAGAAACAGCAGUGGCACCUGUCGACUUUAAGUUUUUCAAAAAGUAUAUCGUGAAUCUGGAUGACAUCAGUCAGCAAAUGCGAUGCUGCGACGAGUACAAGGACUUAUCAAAAGAGGAGUGUGGCGCGGAAUACUUCAGGCAGUUUUAUAGCUCGCCAGAAAUACGCGAAAGAUUCCAGUAUAAACUGAAGCCUUGUCCCGGAAUGGUACGCGAAAGAUUGCUGGGUCGACCGGCCUGCUCAGACGGGCCAUCGAAUGGAGCUGAAAAGGCAGCCGAACAGAACCAACCAGCUCCAAUAAAGGAAAGCAGUCGUAAGUCAGACCCCGAGCCUCUGCCUGAGGAGGAGCAUUGUGUCGAAAACGAUAACAACAACAAUAAAAAGUUUCCAGUUACGUUUAAGGAGUUUAAGCGUAGUGUGACGAAUCUCAGCGAAAUUGUACAGAAAAUGCAGCAGAGCGAGGAGUACAGAGAGAAGUCCGAAGAGCAGUGCGCUAAGGAAUACUACCAGGGGUUCUAUUCCAUGCCCCAGAUGCGUGAACGCUUCGAUUGUAAGUUCAAGCCCUGUCCCGCCAAGAAGUGCAAGCUGCUGCUCCGCUAUGCAGUGGAACAUCCUGAACCAUCCGAAGAGCAGUCUGAAAACAUUCCGCCUAAGAAGACAACAAAGCCGUCUUCUUUGAGCUCCGCUCGUGAUGACGUAGUAACUAUUGGCUCUGCUCGCUUCAAGUUUCCCGUGUCCUUGGGGGUAUUCAGGCGCUCUAUAAACUACGACGAAAUCGUCAGGUCCCGGCUGGGAAAAUCUACCGUCAAGCCGCAGCUCCAGGCCCAGACUGCCAACCCAAAGAACCCACAAUACGAAAGGUAUUUCCGUCAGUUUUAUGUCGGGUUCUACGCAUUCCCCUAUUUUCGCAAGCAACACGCAUAUCGAUUCAAAUGUGGUGGGGACAAACAGCUGCUGAAAAAGCUGUGCGACUAUGCGGUACCGUUGAAUGAGAGUGCCAAGCGGAAAGUGGAAGACGAGCAAAAGCGCCGACGACCGAUUGGUAGUCGUGGAAAAGCAGAAGCUGAACCUACUUUGAAGCCCAAGCCAGACCUGACAGACCGCUGUGGCGUCACAAAACCGAUUUCCUUUAAAGUAUUUUCCAAACUGUUGUACCUCGAAGAUGCAGUUAGCAAAAUGCAGCUGCAUCCAAACUUCGCUGCAAUGACGGAAGCUGGGUGCCAACGGCUGUACUACGAGUCCUUCUAUAGCACGCCCAGCAUACGGGACAAGUAUCCGUGUAGAAUAAAGCCCUGCCCGGCCGGCAUGAGGGCCAACCUACUGCAUAUCCCCCCCAAGCCGGAUAACCUGUCUGAUCUCAGAUACCCGCAGAGAAACGUAUCUGGCCAGCGCCAGAGCACUCCAGAUGUGGACAGAUUGUAUGCGGCUAGGAAAGCCGAGCUAGAUGGCAAAGAGAAACUUAACGUGGUCAACUACAUGCCCCACAAUCUGAGCUCCUACAUAGCUCGUCGUGUUGCAUGUCCCGAGAGAAGAGCUGUCGUUGAGAAGUACAUAGUCGAAACGUUAAGGGAUUUAAAUGAGGCAGCGGCUAGCAGUUUCUCGGGGCUGGAUACAGCUAGGAUGGGAAUCGGUGAAGAAGAGAAGACAGAGGCUACACCAGUGGCUGCAACGCUAGGCGUAGGAACUACAGCAGCGACUGGCCGUGAACCUGCAGAAUGUCCAGCAGCCUCUAUUGAAGUUGAAGGGGAAGUUGAAUCUCCAGAGGAAAACAGAGUAAGGGGCUACACUGUGCCAGAGAGUACAACAGCAAGUGUUCCAGCCAGCACCGCGAACCGUCCGUGCUCUACUACUCUGCCAGAGGUUGAAAAAACGACGAAUCCAGGGACCACUACGUCAGUAACGGCAUCCAAUGAAGUGCAGACAACAGCAUCUGAGCAAGCAGCAACAGAAAGCAGCACAGCAGAAACAAUGCAUUCUGAGGCAUCUGCAGUCACUUUGAGACACCUGAAUGAACAACUUGAACAAACAGUGGAAAUCUUUGCUGCGCCGAGCGACCAGGAGCACACUAUCAAGCAUUUAAUCUUCCAAAGCACCGGCCUAAAGAGAACGAUUUGGCGCAUACUCUUCCAGCUGAGCCAAGAGGAGUUCCGCACCUACACAAGAAUCCACAAAGGCGAGGCUUUCUAUGAAAACGAAGGCCUGCUACAGCGAUGUCAUCAGCUGGUUGUGGACCAAGGCUAUUGGCCACUUAAUUUGUAUGUGAAGCUGCCCAUGUUGCGCCGACUGUUGCACAGCAAAGGAGUGGAAAUGCAGUCGCUGGAUCUGCUGCAGCUGUCGCCAAAGAUCUUACAUUGGAGCGAUCUAAUGCUGCUCACCGAUUUCGAUGAAAUUGUUGAGCAGCAUUACGCGGAUCGCACCGGCAAGCAGAUCGACGAUGCGGAAUUGCUGUUCCAGGAACGUGAGCAGCUUUAUGCGAGCUGCUGGACGCAUGAUCAAUGGAUACGCCAAGUGCCGAAGAUCACGAAUGAAGCAUUAAAUGAGCCAAUCUUUGGUGACGCAUCUGCUGUUGCAGGUGUAGUAUUAAAGCUACUCUGUGGAGUGGAGGAAAGCCAGACCUCGGCGAUAACUAUUGAGUCAGACAACGCCAGACCCAAACCAUCUGAAGUAUCCAUUUGCCCGCACACUGAGCUCAACGCUCAAUCUACCAACUUUGUGGACAUGGACGAAGUGGGUCCCGCUUCACAAAUGCCAGACACAGAGAAUGAUCCGCUUAGGGAGAGCAUGCAGGUUCCGGUCAAGCAGGAGGCAAUUAAGUUCCUCGACAAGUUGCGCGGCAGCUGUGUCAACAGCCAAGACUUCCUGUGGGAGAGCAUUGAUUCAAACGAACAAAUUAUUAACUUGGAUGACAGUCAGGAGUCACUUUCGGGCCUAGCUUGCUUUGCCAUCCGCAAAGCGACAGAAAUUGCGCCAUCGAAUGCAAAUGCAGUUCCACAGUUUCCAGAAAGUGAAAACCCUAAAAUAUCCACGGAGUCAGAAAUUAUAGAGUCUCAGCCUGAGGCAGAGCCGCAGCUGAAUGUGAUGCAGAAGGAGGCGCUGGUGCCGCCUCUAAACGAGCCCAUAAAACGCAAAGAUAAAACGUCUGCCUCAAACGAUGUGGGCAAGAAGCCGCGUCUGAUGAACGAGAAGGUGCCGCAGUUGCGACACGAGUUCCGCGCCCUUCCGCUCCACGCCGUGGUAUGCUUGGAAUCGACAGACUUUGUUCCCGGUCUAGAGGACGAGCAACCAACCACUUCCUUGGAAGUCGCUUCUGCCAAGGAAAAGGAGCCUACAAUCACCGCUUCGCAGGAUUUUGCUUUAGGCAACACCCUUCUAGCAUCCUCCCAGCUGGACGCCCUAUUGGAUGCUCAAAACGUUACGCUGCGCAAGGUAAAUGAAAACGCUAUCACUGUAACAGGUAGUGACAAGAUUCGUGACCAGGGGCCCCCGCCUGUGCUGCAGAUUUGCAGUAUCUUUCGAGACGUGGAGCGCUACCGAUUCUUCAGAGCACUGACAACAGAACAGAUAAUCAAGCACAGGAUCGAUGGAUAUAUCGUGGGCAGUUCCUAUCAUGAUGCGUUGAUCAAGAUAAACGGCAAGUUGUGCAACGUGCGGGGUGCCCUGAUGGAAACCCUAUUUCCCCAUGUGUCGGCCCGACUGCGAUCUGAUUUGAAGGACAUCCUCUGUGAUCUGGGGGAAUACAUCUACAACAGUCGCUGGCACGCGUACAAUGAUUCCCUCCAGGACCUUCGAGCUCGUGUGCUGUCCAUGUUUAUGGACGUGGCCCCCAAGUUUGCAUUCUUCCGCGCCGAGUUCGACAAUGCGACUCGAGAAUGGGCCACUUGCAGCACGAUCGAUUGGUGGGACCCGGGAGUCGUUGGGCCACGGCCCAGAGGCGACGUCGGGACGGUGCUCAAGCCAGGGGUACUCGGUCGCAUGAAAGAAUUAAAGGCGCAAUUGCGUUGAAUUUUUGUUUUGUUAAUAAAGAGUGUUUUCCGU
Molecule: messenger RNA, 5107 nt
Organism: Drosophila persimilis
Lineage: Eukaryota; Metazoa; Arthropoda; Insecta; Diptera; Drosophilidae
Gene: tea
Product: protein telomere ends associated
Exons: 12
Coding region: 56-5074 (1672 amino acids)
Source: RefSeq, a predicted model, not a curated record